Messenger RNA from Blepharisma stoltei, 2062 nucleotides. The record is from the annotation of a GenBank genome assembly. Lineage: Eukaryota; Ciliophora; Heterotrichea; Heterotrichida; Blepharismidae.
AUGGAUUAUCAUAUUUGUGCAGAACCAGAGUGCCAAAAUCCUCCUUUGGUUUGUUGCAGUUGCAAUAAUCAGCCUUUUCAAAUUUGCAGAGAUCAUAUAAGCGAUCAUAUAAUUAAAUAUGGAGCCUUAACUCAUCAUUAUGAAAGUAUUGGCCUUCAAAAAAACGAAGCUUAUAAACUUCAAAAAAUUUCAAAGGAUUUAAAUGCGUAUUCUCAAGCUAUAAAAUCGCUAAAAAUAACUCUUGACCAGAAGUUUAACAGUCUGAAAGGGAAAAUUGAUGAGAUUCUUACCAGACUAGACAAUGCAAUUCACUACAUUAAAACUAUAAAGAAUAAUAUAGAUAAAGAAAACCAGAAUGUAAAAAAAUUUGCCAAAAAGCAUAUGAAUUUAAUAUCUGAAGAAAUAGCGAACUUAGAAGCUGAUAUCAAUACAAUUGAAGAUAUAAAAAUUUCAGCUUCAAAAAUUCCUUCUUUAUUAGAAGAGGAAGAAAAAGGUCCAGAAGAUAAAACAAGGUUAAAAAUAGAUGAAUUUAGUGCUUCUUCAAUAUUCCAGCUCUUUGAUUCUCUUGAUGAAAACAAUUUGUAUGAACUUGAGCAGGAUAAUUUUAAUAAAAUCAAUAUUUGCAAUAGAGAUGACAUUUUAAAUAAUUUUGAAACUUUAACAGAAAAAAAAUUAUAAUUUUAUGCGCUUGAAGCUAGCUGAUCGGAAGAGAGCCCUUGGCUGAGACACCAUAUUUAGCAUGCCUUAUAGGCUUUUGCAAAUCCAGAAAUUGGCAUAAUACUAGGUAAGAAACACUAGUAGAGUGCAGGGCCUAACUUUUCUGGAAAUAGUUUUAUACUUUUCUGGUGAGCUAUAGAAGUAAAGCGAAUUAGAUUAAACAGAAAAGCAAUCAAAUUUGCUUUGCAACAUCAUUUUUUCAACCAGAGUUAACAAGAAUUUAGCCUUAGCUGCAUCAAACGCCAUGUCAAUUUUAGUUAAAUCAAAAUUCUCAUUUGAUAAUAAAGAUUUUACAAAUGUAAAAAUACCUUAUGCAAAUUUAUCUGGUGGGAUAUUUUUUAAUACCGAUUUUAGCGGUUCUGAUUCAAGCAUAUCAACCGAUUGUUUAAACGUCAUAUCAAAAGGCACCAAAAUCCCUAACUUGGAACGAAACGGACUGAGAAAUUUAUCAAUUUCCCAUAAUGAAGAAUAUAUCGCUGCAACUCAUAAUAAAAAAAUCUAUAUAUGGGAUUUAAAUACUAAAGAAAAAAUUAAUGAGAUUACAGAAGAUUCUGCAUAUUUAAUAUUCACAAAAGUAUCAUGAUCAUAUGAUGAUAUAUAUUUAGUAACAGGAGAUUAUGAAGGAACUGUUUUUAUAUGAGAAUCUAUAACUGGCAAUUUAUUUGCAAAAAUAAAACAUGAUAAAGGCCUGAUACCAUGCAUUUUAUGAACCCCAGAUGAUGACUACAAAAUAGCUUUAUGCUGUUAUCAACAUAUAGCAGUUAUAAAUUUAGUUGGAGAAAUUGUUUUUAAGCAACAUCUUGGAUGUAAUACUACCAUAAUUGCAUGAUCUCAAUCUGGCACAUAUAUAGCUUGCUAUUCUGGGAAUAAUUGAAUCAAUAUAUGAAACAUAAAAGAUAGCAAAGAAUAUAAACAUAAAAUAAAAAAUAUAUAUGCAUUGGAGUGAAUUUAUAAAGAUGAUUACUUGGCAUUUGCUGGAAAAGAUUGUUAUAUUUAUAUUUGAAAUUUUAUUUCAGAUGUAAUGACUUGAAGACUUGCCAAUAAUAAACUAGAGCAUCCAAUAAAAGUACUGGAAUGAAAUAAAAAAUUAAAACUCUUAGCAGUUGGAUGUUUUAACGGAUUUAUAAAUUUAUGAGGCUUAUUUAGGGAUAAAAAUACAAUCUAUCAAAAAUGUGAAAUAACAUUUAGAGGUCAUUCAAGAGAUAUAACAGCUCUUUCAUGGGCAAGCCAUUUUUUAGUUUCAGCAGGUUUAGACGGCACUAUAAGCAUUAGAAAUAUAAAGAUUGAUUUUGAUAUAGAAAAAUUAACCGAAAAUUUGUGUUGGGCAACUCAGAUAUUUAAUUAA